Messenger RNA from Cajanus cajan (pigeon pea), 2097 nucleotides. It is a transcript of the gene NPC1, whose product is annotated as non-specific phospholipase C1. The record is from RefSeq and is a predicted model, not a curated record. NCBI's taxonomy places the organism in Eukaryota, Viridiplantae, Streptophyta, Magnoliopsida, Fabales, Fabaceae. Gene Ontology annotation, biological process: phospholipid catabolic process. Gene Ontology annotation, molecular function: hydrolase activity, acting on ester bonds.
UUCGAAAGCAUAUCCCUUUAUAGUUUAUACGAAUACCACCUCCCCAAUUAAGCAACUUAACUCCAAGUCUUACUCAACACCACCAGCGGAGAUGGGUCUCCGGCGCACCCCCCUCCUCCUCCUCCUCCUCAUCCUCCUCCUCUCCCCCUCCCCCAGCGCCGCCUUCCGCAAGAAACACAAGCUCCCGGGCCCCAUCAAAACCAUCGUGGUAAUAGUGAUGGAGAAUCGCUCCUUCGACCACGUGCUCGGCUGGCUCAAGCCCUCCCGCCCCGACAUCGACGGCCUCACCGGGAAGGAGUCCAACCCCCUCUCCGUCUCCUCCCCGGAGUCCCCCCGAAUCCCGGUCACCGACGACGCCCUCUUCAUCGACGGCGACCCUGGCCACUCCUUCCAAGCCAUAAGGGAACAAAUCUUCGGCUCCAACGUCACCUCCCUAACCCCUGCCCCCAUGAACGGGUUCGCGCAGCAAGCCGAGUCCAUCAAGCCGGGCUUCUCCAAAACCGUGAUGAGCGCCUUCAAGCCCCAAAUCCUCCCCGUCUACACCAAACUGGCUCACCACUUCGGAGUCUUCGACAAGUGGUUCGCCUCCGUCCCCGCCUCCACCCAGCCCAACCGCUUCUACGUCCACUCCGCCACCUCCCACGGCGCCAUGAGCAAUGUCCGCAAGGAUCUCAUCCACGGCUUCCCCCAGAAAACCAUCUUCGACUCCCUCGCCGACAACGGCCUCUCCUUCGGCAUCUACUACCAGAACAUCCCCGCCACCCUCUUCUUCAAAACCCUCCGCAAGCUCAAAAACGCCCUCAACUUCCACGACUACGCCUUGAAGUUCAGGAAACACGCCGAGAAGGGGAAGCUGCCCAACUACGUGGUCAUCGAGCAGAGGUACUUCGAUGUCGAGGUUUUUCCGGCGAAUGAUGACCACCCCUCGCAUGACGUGGCGGCGGGGCAGAUGUUUGUGAAGGAGGUGUAUGAGAUUCUUAGGAAGAGUCCGCAGUGGGAGCAGAUGGCCAUUUUGAUUACGUAUGAUGAGCAUGGGGGGUUUUAUGAUCAUGUUCCUACGCCGGUUGUCGGUGUGCCCAACCCUGAUGGGAUCAUUGGCCCGCACCCUUAUUACUUUGGCUUUGAUAGAUUGGGGGUUAGGGUGCCCACUUUUCUUAUCUCGCCCUGGAUCGAGAAGGGGACUGUGAUUCAUGAAGCAGAGGGUCCAACUCCAUAUUCUCAAUAUGAACAUUCGUCUAUUCCUGCCACAGUAAAGAAGCUUUUCAAUUUGAAAUCCAAUUUCUUGACAAAAAGAGAUGCAUGGGCUGGUACCUUUGAAAAAUACUUUUACAUUCGAGAUACUCCUCGUGAUGAUUGUCCAGAAACUCUUCCGGAGAUAAAGACACUAAGGUCACAUGGACCAAGAGAAGACUCGAGACUUUCAGAAUUCCAAAUGGAAUUGAUUCAGCUUGCAUCUCAGCUCAAUGGUGAUUAUGUACUCAACUCAUAUCCAAACAUUGGUAAGACCAUGACAGUGAAAGAAGCAAACAGGUAUGCAGAAGAUGCAGUGAGGAGGUUCCUGGAAGCUGCAAAGGCUGCUCUUAAAGCUGGGGCUAAUGAUUCAGCCAUUGUCACAAUGAGGCCUUCCCUCACAAGCAGAGUUGCUGUGGGAGAUAAUCACAAAAAUUUGGAAUCAUACUGAUUCUCUCACUAUAUCGCUGUAAAUAUGGUAUAUAUUUAGCAUAUUCAAUAUAAUGUAGGAAAAAAAAAACCCAAGAGUUCUUAGUAGAAGUAUUUUCAGUUCAAGAACAAUUAACCAUAUAAUUGAUUAUUUUUGUUCAAAAUGAACAAUCUGUUAUUGAUCACCACUGUAAGGUUGAUUGUUCUUAAAUUGAAAAGAAUUUUACCAAGAAUGAUUUUAUUUAGGAAAACUUCUCUUACAUCCAUAUCCAUGUGUCCGACAAAAGGUUUUUUUAAAAAAAGAGAAGCUUCUAUAAAUAUUAAUUGUAUUUCCUAAAUUGACUUCUGAAGCAACAUAGUAUGUACUAUCAUGUAUACUAUUGCCACGUAUGCUAUUGUUCUAAUUUAGAAACAAAAGUACAACUUUAUUUUUAUUUA